Penicillium vulpinum is the source of this 675-nucleotide messenger RNA. RefSeq lists its product as uncharacterized. The transcript has a single exon. NCBI's taxonomy places the organism in Eukaryota, Fungi, Ascomycota, Eurotiomycetes, Eurotiales, Aspergillaceae. Bases 1 to 675 code for a protein of 224 amino acids. The record is from RefSeq and is a predicted model, not a curated record.
AUGGCCAAGCGGUGGCAUCGUACACUAGAUACCCAUCUCGGGGCUCAUACUCCUUGUAACACAGAUUAUCUCUACGAUGAUACGUGGGACUGGGACUCCUGGAGAGUCGGUUACAAGGAUCCCAGCGUUCUUUUCACCACACUCCAUGCCGAAUACAAUACCCUAAAGUGCGCAAUCCAAGACCCAAAGAAUUGGCAUAGCGACGUCUCUGAGAUUGCGAGGACUGCCAAUAACAAGGAUGAAUUCCUAACUCUGCUCAAAAAGCGACAAGAACAGAGGUUUGACGAGAUCCAGACAGCCUGGCAAAAGACUAUAAUAUGGUUCGCCAAUAAUCCCUUAUGUGAGGAUAAUCCGCCCGACAACGCCGUUUUAUGGGAAAUUUUUCUACAAUUUUCAAAUCAUUUCUCAUACGAUUGCCUCGUCAGGUACUUUGGCUCCUAUACGACUGUAGACCAACCCUCUACUCGACCUCUGCCGCCAAACGCCGUUGAGAGCCGUCCCGCCAAACCCCCACAGGCCAAACGGAAAGGGAAAGGGAAAGGGAAAAUGGCAAAAUCAUCUGGUGUGAUCAAGUCCUCGUCAAGGGCUUCGAAAGCGAAACCUAAACGGGACGACAACGGGCAGGGUGGUGUACGGAGAAGUACCCGGUUGCAACAACGCGCUGAGCAAUCCUAG